Molecule: messenger RNA, 5904 nt
Organism: Cucurbitaria berberidis CBS 394.84
Lineage: Eukaryota; Fungi; Ascomycota; Dothideomycetes; Pleosporales; Cucurbitariaceae
Product: tRNA-splicing endonuclease-like protein
Exons: 3
Coding region: 1-5904 (1967 amino acids)
Biological process (GO): termination of RNA polymerase II transcription
Cellular component (GO): nuclear body
Molecular function (GO): transcription termination site sequence-specific DNA binding; helicase activity
Source: RefSeq, a predicted model, not a curated record
AUGGCAAAAAUACUUGAGAGGAUAAACGAGCUCCGAGUGCUACCCGAAGAACAGCAUCUCUUUUGCCCCCGAGUUGGCGACGAUGGAUCCGUAUACUACGACGAAGACAUUGCAGCCUACCCUCCCGAAACCGAUCCGGUCGAGCUCAAUACCCGCAAGCUGAAGCUCCGAGAAGCCGAGGAUCGAAAAUGGACAGCGCUGAAAGCCACGGAGAUAUUGGCAUUCGAUGGCGAGGAGGCAGCACCACACAAAGAAUGGCUGAUAAAGCGGCUCAAUCACCUUAUGCAGAGCUGCGAUGUCUGCGUGAGGGUUUUCCAUCAGUCCAGGGCGGAAUGGAGAACACGAUUGAUCGAUUCCUAUGACGAGGAGAACAUCGGCGACUUCUUGCAGGUAGUGGACGAGCAAUGUCUGGGCCGCAUACAUAAGGGGUUGGACGAGGCGAACGUCAUCCUGAGCAACGCCGAACCAAGAGCUCGCUCAGUCCGACUGCUGCCCAGCGAAUGUACCUACGGUUUCUUCGAAGCCCUGAGCUGCGACGCCCUGAUACGAAACGAAGAGCUCCUCCAGCGACACUUCGAUGCGCCAUUCGAGAUGGUCCAGACAAAGAAGCGUUUAAAAGUCCAGACAUACCUUCCAGCCAUGACCCGCUUCUUGUUCAGCAAAAACGAGAGACGCCAGAAAUGGGCAACGGAGUCCUGGUCCACCUUCAAGCGCAAUCUACUGAAGUCAGAAUUCGAGUGGGCUGUGCGGGAUCACUUCGUGAACGUUAUGCUGAAAGUCCAGAUGAGCAAUCUGGAUUUAUCUCUUGUCCCUCUGUUCUGGAAUGGGGCUCGUCUGAUCAUCGGGAGAAUGGAUAGGGAAUUGAUUACGGAUUCCAUUCGGGGCCUCGAUGGAGAGUUCUACCGGUUGAUGCUAGACCACCUUUCUCUGAGGUCAGAAGGCUUUCUUGAUCUGAUCGCCUCCAUGAAGCAGUUGCUGGAGAAGUCUCCGGUCGAUUUCUGGGAUGGCAUGAAUGCUGUCACCCCAUCAAUUGCCACCGUUGUGGAGCAGAUUCUCAACAGCCCUAUCCUAAACCAAAUCCUGCUUGCGGCAACAGAAGAAGAUGAGCAAAGUAUGAACAACCUCAAUGCAGCGUUCAGCUGGAUUCCGCCUUUUCUUACAUCCAUCAAAGAGGCGAAUCUUGGCCCAGCUGUGAGACCCUUUGCCCAUGCGCUCUUCGGUCGCUUUCAGUCUGACCAGUAUUCGCGGACGGCCCGGACACAUUGCUUCAAGGAGGGAUUGAAAGUAUUGGAUUACGCGUUUCGCAAAAUGGGAGAAGGUAAGACCAUAGAUAAAUUUGUGGGACAGCCGACAGUGAAUGGCAUGUUGGAUAUGCUUUCAACUCACAUACAGCUGCUGGUCACGAGCUUGAAGCGAUUCAAGAGUAGCAAAGACCACCAGGUAGAUCUGCAGCUGGCUCUUUCAGUGAUACAACAUGCUUUCCAGCUAGAAGCGCAAUCGUUGAUCAUUGAGAGGCAGCUGAUCUCUGCUAAGCAGCCGUCGCCUACCGAGACACCGCCGUCUAGUCCGAUAUGGAAGACCGUCCUGAGGGCGAUAGACUCGGAUAGUUUGGAGCUAGCUACACAUCUCCUCAUUGCUGGCCGAGGGCUCAUUGGGCUUGAACUGCUACAAAUGAAGUCUGGGGUCGACAAGGUACCCGCCACCGUGCGGCACUUCAACGAUCGCUUCAAGCUGCUGUCUCAGUCCAUCACCGAUGUGGUCGACCGCUUGUCCGAGUUUGAUCCUUCGCAGCUCCAGGCACUCUUCGGUAAGCCAGCUGCAGCUUCUGCCAUUGUUUCGCUGCUCUUCUCGUCGACUGAAGACACCAGAAACUCUGCCAUUGAGCUUUUGAAGGUCAUCAGCUUAGAAGAUGAACGACGAAACGCACUACAGCAUAUUCUGAGAGUUCACUACAAGAACGUAAUCCUAGGUAUCUCAGAUUCGGUUCGGCAGGUCCGACAUAAGAAGGCUUUCGCUCCAGCUCCGAGCAUGAUCAGAACCUGCUCGGAUAUUAUCGAUGUCAUGUGCAAUUCGCAAGACGGUAUAUUAAGAGCGCGGAAUUUCGACUCUGGAGAUGCUGGGGCGACGAUGAAUCUCUGGAAGAAUCUGUGGGACUCGCUCACGAUGAUAUUCGCCACCACUGAGGCCUGGAGCAACCUAGGGUUCUACAAUAAACACAUGAUGAUGGAUUUCUGCCGAGACACUAUGCAGUUCGCAGAUAUGCUGUUUGAUCAAUGCAGUAUUUUUGCUACUGCUUUGAAAGGAUCUUCGACUGAUGAGGAGGAAGGCACGUCAAAGACGGAGCUGCUUCAAGAGCUUCUCGCACUGCCUGCGAAUGCGAUGGAAGGCUUAGCCAAGUGGCUGCGUCUUCGCGAUGAGUUCUUGUCUAGCAAGUCUGUUACUUUGAUCAGCAAGCUACUUGUUCGACUUCACCGGGUGUCCAUUGAAAUUGAUCCAGAUACACUCUCCUAUAUGGAGAGGGUACUCUCUGGCGAUGUUCGUGCCAAACUCAGCACGACGCAACAAGCUGAGCUGCAACAAGCUCUCGAAACCCAUCUAGGCCGUUCUCUUGUCAAGGAAGAAGAACCGGUCAAGCCAAAGCAAGCCUCGAUUGAGAAAUGGAUGUCCACUGGUGCAACAUCUUCACCUGCAGACGCGAAGUCGAAACUGCUGGCUAGUUUAACCUCGGGAUCUGCUGCUUUCCAGGAGCGACGGGACCAGAUGAGGGCUUCGGAAUCCAAAGCUACGAAGCAGAAGGCUAUUGAUGACCAGAAGAACGCCCAGCAAGCGGAGUUUAGGAGAAAACGCCAACUUGAACUGCAGAAACGAGAGAAGGAGAAGGCCGCAGCGAUUGCCAAAGCGAAAGCAGCUAGAGGUGUGUCUAUGCAGAUUGCUGAAGCUGGCUCUGGUUUGGAAGGGCUGGGUGUCUUAGGCAAAGAUCAAGCUGCAAAGGGUGAGGGAUUGAUGCAUUCCUCUGAUGAGUCUGACGACGACGACGGCGACAUCGAUGAGGACCUCUUUGGCAUUAAGAAGGCUAAAGUGAAGGUCGGGUCGAAGACCAAUAUCGUCAAUGAGAUCAAGGUCCAGAUGCCAAUUAAGAAGAAGAGGGUUCAGCGAUCUGUCAAAGACAUGCGCGCUCGCCUGGCCCCUGAUUUGUCGUCGCUGCACCGUACCAUACUCGGCUGGGACUACUUCCAUGAAGGUGACUUUCCACCAAAGUCAAGGCCAGAUAUCUACUCCAAAGUGCCUAGCACCUUCCGCACGCCCAACGAUUAUCAGUCAACUUUCGAGCCCCUGUUGACCCUUGAAGCAUGGCAAGGGUUUGUCAAAGCCCGCGAAGAUAACCAAGCUAAACCGUACGAGGUCCGUAUUACGUCGCGGGCCAGUGUAGACGCGUUCCAGGAAGUGGGCAGCACGAUGACACAUGUCGAGAACAAGGAAGUCACCAUCUCGGAGGGAGAUAUCAUACUUCUGUCGCAGUCCAAGUCUCCCUCUGCUAAUGAGCCGACAUGUCUAGCCAGGGUUUUCCGCGUGAAGAGAAAGCAGCAACAUAUUGAGGUGUCGUACCGUGUCGUACCGGGCAAUCCCUUGUCAUCCGCAUUGCAACCAAACAACACACUCCUCGGCACCAAGCUCCAAUCCAUCACCCCUCUGGAGCGCGAGUAUGGUGCACUGAAGGGUCUACAGUACUACGAUCUGUGUGACGAGAUUAUACGGGCAAAACCUUCCCCACUACUAACCUACAAAGACACUCAGAUCCAACCACUGAUCUCCACCUACAACGUGAACAAGGCGCAGGCGAAAGCUAUCAAGUCAGCUAUUGACAAUGAUGCCUUCACUCUCAUCCAAGGACCGCCUGGUUCGGGAAAGACCAAGACAAUUACUGCAAUUGUUGGAGCGAUUCUCACAGACAGCUUUCGCGAUCGCGGUACGACUAUAGUCGUUCCUGGGCAGCAACGUUCCAAUGCAGUCUCUAAAAAGCUGCUGGUUUGUGCACCCAGUAACGCUGCUGUCGACGAGUUAGUCAUGCGUUUCAAAGAUGGCAUCAAGACAAUGAAUGGCGAAGAGCGCAAAGUCAACAUUGUGCGUUUAGGUCGCAGUGAUGCUAUGAAGGCCAACAUUCAGGAUGUAACCCUGGGAGAGCUGGUUAACAAAAGACUGGGCGUAAACCCGGAAAGCGGCAGAGAUGCAGAGGCGACGCGCAAACUUUUCCAAGAUCACAAGCAGAUCUCUGACCAGCUCAGACAGGCCUAUGAGCAAAGGGACAGUGCGGAAUUGAAGGGAGAGGCAGCGUCAAAGCUCGCAGAUGACAUCAAUGCUUUGCGACGACAAAAGACCGCACUUGGAACACAGAUCGACAAUGCUAAAGACGACGAGAAACUCGCAAGUCGAAAUGCGGAUCUAAACCGACGACGAGCCCAGGAAGCAGUCUUGAACGAUGCUCAUAUUAUUUGUGCCACCUUGAGCGGAUCUGGGCAUGAGAUGUUUCAGGGCCUAAGCAUCGAAUUCGAAACGGUCAUCGUGGAUGAGGCCGCGCAGUGUGUUGAGAUGAGCGCCCUUAUUCCUCUCAAGUACGGUUGUGCGAAGUGUAUCCUAGUCGGUGACCCUAAGCAACUGCCCCCGACUGUGUUCUCAAAGGAAGCUGCACGCUUCCAGUACGAGCAGAGUUUGUUCGUUCGGAUGCAGAAGAACCACCCUGACGACGUGCAUCUUCUGGACACGCAAUACCGUAUGCAUCCUGAGAUCAGCCUAUUCCCCAGUCAGACGUUCUACGACGGUAGACUUCUGGAUGGUGGCGAUAUGGCCGGCCUGCGUAAGCGGCCAUGGCAUCAGAGUAGCCUACUUGGACCGUAUCGCUUCUUCGACGUGCAGGGCCAGCAUCAAGCUGAGCCGAAGGGGCACUCGCUCAUCAAUAUUGCGGAGAUUAAAAUCGCGAUGCAGCUGUACAAGCGCCUUACCUCCGACUACCCUGACUAUGACUUCAAGGGCAAAGUCGGCAUCAUUACACCGUACAAGAGUCAACUGCGCGAGCUCAAGUCACGCUUUACGAAUGCCUACGGUGCUUCAAUUAUCGAAAACAUCGACUUCAACACGACAGAUGCUUUCCAAGGCCGAGAAAGCGAGGUCAUCAUCUUCUCCUGUGUGCGAGCUUCUCCCUCGGGCGGUGUCGGUUUCUUGCAAGACAUUCGCCGUAUGAAUGUGGGUCUCACACGUGCCAAGUCAUCGCUGUGGGUGCUGGGUAACUCACGAUCACUUGUCCGAGGAGAGUUCUGGAAGAAACUCAUUGUCGAUGCAAAGGACAGAAAGCGGUACACUGAAGGUGACGUGCACAAGAUGUUAAGCCAGCACUCUAGAAAGUUCCCGGCACUGAAGGAGGCCUACGUACAACCACCUCGCCCGAUGCCGGAAGUCAAGUCAGAGCCAAUGAAUUGGUCAGGAAGUAUUCAGUCGAAUGGAUCGUCCGGCGUGGAUCAAAAGCCCAGCAAGCAAGAAGUCAAGCAGGAGAUCAAGAUCGAACAAACACUUGUCCACCACGGUAAGCGCAAAUUCGAGCACGACAGCAAUGGCAUCGAGGAUGUCAAGGUCAAGGUUGAGCGUGGCGACGUUGAGAUGGAAGAAGCGCCCUCUGAUUCGGCGUCGAAUACGCUCAAUGGAGGCAGUGACCGCUCAACACCAGCAGCGUUCAGGGAUGGACCGCGCAAGAGCGCUACGCCUAGUAUUGAAGCGAACAACGGGACGGAUAGUACUGAAUCUUCUGCUGCUCCGGGCAAUGCAAUGGGGGGCAUGACGAAGCCGAAGAUUCGAAGGCGACCGCGCGAACCGCCCAAUCCAUUUAUCAAACAGAAGAAGCCGAAGACGGGCUGA